Molecule: messenger RNA, 2325 nt
Organism: Cladocopium goreaui
Lineage: Eukaryota; Dinophyceae; Suessiales; Symbiodiniaceae
Source: the annotation of a GenBank genome assembly
AUGUCUUUUUGGUGGGCGCGAUGGAGUUUCUGUCACAAGUCAUUUGUCUGUCGACGAGGUCAAAUUCGACCGGAUUCUUUCUGCUACGCAGCUGCGCUCAGUACAUUCCAACGAGCCCAGCAGUGGAAGUUGGUGGAAACUUUGUCACAGGCCUCUGUCCAAGUGGCGAUUCAACCAAACAUCGUGAGCUUUACAACUGCCGUGCGGGCGCGAGAAAAGUGGCGACUGGCAGUUUACUCAAAUUUGUGCAUGCUACAAUUGCAAGUGGAUGUUCUGUGGUGCAGUUCCGUUCUGAAGCGUUGCGCAGACGCUGGUCAGUGGCGAGUGGUCCUCUCGAUGCUGCUGGGGAUGAGGAGUUGCUUCUUGACCUUGGACGAGAUCUGCUGGAAUGCAGCCAUGACAAGCCAGAAUCCCUGGCCGAUGACCACGGCACUGCUCAGUAAAAGCACCCAGACUCGAACACAUGAUGUCAGCAGCUUCACGCAGGCCAUGAACAGCUGCACAUCGCAGCAGAAUUGGCGUGGUACCCUAUUUCUGAUGGGACGUUGCGCUUCGAGUCCAGUCCGUUUGGAUGUCUUCCUGUGCAGUGCCGUGCUCAAUGGCCUCCAAAAGGCACCACGUUUGGGCAACGAGUUGGGCAUUGGGCAUUCCUCCAGUGAAGUCCUCUGCCCUUGUGGCCAGGAAAGACCCUGCCAGCAGGAGCAACUCUGGGCUGCGGCGGCUGGCUACCUGAAGCAUCUCCGCGGAAGCACCCUGCAAGUCGAUGCGGUUUGCCGCUUGAUGAAACAGCAGAGGAUCACGGUGGGUGAUGGGAAGAGGUCCACAGUGAUGCUUCAUCCUUGGCGAUCUGAAACUGUUUCAACAAAUGGGUUGCGCUUGAGGGCCAUUUAUGGAACAUGCCCUGGACUGAUGGACCUACGAACCUACGACCUCCAGUUGAAGGCCUUAAGGCUCAGUCAAGACAAGAGGUGUGAGAGUUGGAUCACAGACGAAGAUCUCUGCGAUGCGGUGGCGUUCGUGGGACCUGAACGCCAGCGUGUGCCAUUCCUUCGAGCACCUUUGGCCACCCUCUCCAAGCCGCUGAAGGUUGCGUUGUAUGGCGAGUUUCGGGAAGGCCGUACACGUGAACUCGUCUUGGAGGAUGUGACCGUUGAUGCCUUUGAUGUCAUGAUGAGGACAGCGUACCAUUUGGAGCCCAAACUGAUUCCUCCCAGGGCAAUCAAUACGUUGAAAGCUGCAAAGUUGUACAUGAUAGAAGAUCUGGAGAGAUAUUGCUGGGACUACUUGCGUGAUUUGGAAGGGUUAGAUAGCACAUUGAUUUUGCAAACCUUGACGGAGUGCCUGAAGUGUUCUUUUGAUCUACCAGAAGAGCUACAAUGCACAUAUUGGAGCAACAUUUUGUCCAAGAGCGCAUCAGUUGUGCAGUCGCCGUUCUUUGUUGAAACACACGGCUCUGUCAUAGCCAGGUUGAUCAAACUUGAUGAGUUUCAUGUCAAUGAGGAAAACCUGUGGAGUCGCUUGGUAGAGUGGGCGGCGAAUGCCAUCCGGAAGCAAGAGCUGCUGGGGCCAUUUGCAGAUGCGACGCCUUGCCAACCAGCGAAACGCGCCAAGACGAAUGAUGACGAUUCCAACGGUAUUGGGCCUAGUGAAACUGUCCAACAAGAGGCCGUUUUGCAACUCAUGUCUCCACACAUGCGCUUCAUACAAAUGAACAAGGGCUUUUUCAUCGACAAAGUGCGAAAGCAUUUGGGUCGCAAGGAAAUCGAUGCUGUCACUGACUACUUCCUGAUGGGCCGAAUAUCAGAAGGAUUGCUGACCCGAAAGCGUGUUGGUCUGAAGGAUCCAAUUAUCAAAGUUGAAGAGAAGCAGGAUUUUCAGGUUUGUUGUGAGUUCAGUCAGAAAAAGUUGAAAUUCACCAAGCCUAUUUUGCUCACCAAGGUGAAAAUUAAUUCUCGAGUAUCCCAAGAAACCCCAGGGUUGUUUGGGUUACGUUACUUCUUCAAUGUCUCGUUCACCUGGUCGGUUUCCGCUGCAAACUUGAAAUUUUCCAAUUCGGUUGCAUCGGAUUCCGACAACCCCCUGGUACCCAGCAAGAGCACCAUUGCCAUCAAUCUCCAAGAUCCAUGUGAUGAAUUGAUUGUUGACAUUGCUUCAGAUCAAAUUGAUAAGGUGGGUUCAAUCGAAGUGACAGGGAUGAGCUUCAAGCCACCAGUCGAACUUGCCAAGUCGGUGGUGCAGCGGUUGUCGAAGGAUCUCUUGGUGAAGCCUACGGAAGCCAAAAACGACCCAGAUCAGUGACAUCUUCGCGUGCUCGUUGUGACAAAA